Dibothriocephalus latus is the source of this 279-nucleotide messenger RNA. NCBI's taxonomy places the organism in Eukaryota, Metazoa, Platyhelminthes, Cestoda, Diphyllobothriidea, Diphyllobothriidae. The record is from the annotation of a GenBank genome assembly.
AUGUGCUCCAAGAACUCCCACGGCGAGUCGUCUAUUGUGCCAGUGCUGAGAAAGGGAAGUGCCGUUGUCGCGACUCGGGCACACAUGCACUACGUUGUCACCGAAUACGGCAUCGCCUACCUGUUUGGCAAGUCCCUGCGCCAACGAGCCCACGCGCUCAUACAAAUCGCCCAUCCCGACUUCAGUCGUCUUACAUUCCUACUGUCCCUUCUUUUUACCCUUCAUUCUUCGUUAGCUCUACCAUUUUUUGCUAGUAGUAUUAUUCAUGCUAUUGCCUAG